AUGGAAGUGUGCGAGCACACUGGCUGGCCGCCAUCCAGACCGCCCCGCCAGUUAGCGAGCGGUGAGACGGAGCGUAAAAAAGCCAAGGAUGGAGGCAGAGUGGAGGUCACCGCUGAUUGGCUCGGGGAUUUACUGCAGGAAAAAAAGGGAAGAUGGGGACAGACGUGGUCGCCCGUCGAUGACGAAGGCUCAACGGGAGACGAAUUCUACGAUGAUGAGGACCUCUACUCGGGAUCUGGCUCGGGAUUUCCUGACAUCAGCGUGAGGUCGACAUCAGUGUCCAUUUCCUUCACCACAGAACAACCCGUCCCCCAAUCCACCACUCAGGCCACCAGCCCCGCCCCAUCCGCCGCGCCCGCGGUGGAACCCAGCGCCGACCCGGACCCCGCCGUCGCCAUCACCAUCGCAGCUACCACGGCAACUGUCGUCGCUACCACGAAGGCCACCGCCGCCACCACCACCACCACCGCCGCCACCACCACCCUUCUGUCUACGGAAACAGAUGGCGAGAGCAGUGCAUUCUGGGAGCUGGAGCUAGAAAAGGAGAAGCAACUAGAAAGGGAGCGAGAACGGGAACGAGAGCGGGAGCGGGUCCGGGAGAUGGAGCGGCAACGGGAGCGUGAAAGAGAACGGGAGCGUGAAAGAGAACGGGAACGAGAACGGCAACGAGAGCGGGAGAGGGAACGCGAGCUGGAGCGCAUACGGGCCGCCGCCGCCAGAACCACCGCCUCCCCCAAAUCUUCACCGCCAGUCGCCGUAGUGACAACAGCAUCUCCCGCUGAAGAAGAAGAGGACGUGUACCUGUCGCCGGAGCCGACGUCGCUCUACCCCUCGUUAGACGCGGAGUCCACUACGGAGGAGGCGUCGACAACAAAUGUUCCCACCACCACCACCGCCCCGCCCACUACCACCCUGGCCACCACUCUCAAGUCCAGGUUCCCCUUCAGGCCCAGGGUUCCCGUGGCGACCACCACGCUGAAGGCACCCACAGAGAGAAGCACACGCCCGCCACUGCCAAAUGCCACACAGGCGCGCACAGAGGAGGGCAACAACGAGCUGGCCGCUGUCGGGCCCAGCGGGGACUUCGAGAUCCGUGAGGACCAGAGAAACGACCUGGGCCGGGGACUGGUGCCAGAGGAUCCGGAUCUGGUCGGCAACACGGUGGACGCCGGCAGCUCGGCCGCGCAGCUUCCGCAGAAGAACAUCCUAGAGAGGAAAGAAGUCUUGAUAGCUGUCAUCGUCGGCGGCGUGGUGGGCGCCCUGUUCGCCGCCUUCCUGGUCAUGCUCCUCGUCUACCGCAUGAAGAAGAAAGACGAAGGCAGCUACACACUGGAGGAGCCCAAGCAGGCCACCGUCACCUACCAGAAGCCGGACAAGCAGGAAGAGUUUUACGCGUAA
Nerophis lumbriciformis (worm pipefish) is the source of this 1398-nucleotide messenger RNA. Lineage: Eukaryota; Metazoa; Chordata; Actinopteri; Syngnathiformes; Syngnathidae. The record is from RefSeq and is a predicted model, not a curated record.